Molecule: messenger RNA, 3017 nt
Organism: Hypanus sabinus (Atlantic stingray)
Lineage: Eukaryota; Metazoa; Chordata; Chondrichthyes; Myliobatiformes; Dasyatidae
Gene: sbds
Product: SBDS ribosome maturation factor
Exons: 7
Coding region: 306-1058 (250 amino acids)
Biological process (GO): ribosome biogenesis; cytosolic ribosome assembly
Source: RefSeq, a predicted model, not a curated record
UGAGGUGAACGAUAGGCUUUUAUUAGCAGCAAAAGGGACCACGACAUCCUGGAGACAGGGAGGAGCAGUGCCUCCAAUCACCUUUAUACAGGGGUCUGUGAGAGGAGUCACAAGGAGCAGUCAGCAGAGGAGCGUGUCCAGACAGACAAGUAGGGUAAUAGCAGAAGAGCUGUCGGCAUCGGGCUUGUCCAAAGUUGUUUGGAGCAGGUGGAACUGUAGAACCGCUUCCGUGUUUCCCGCCGGAGCCGACCGAGAGGGAACGAGUUCUUCGUCUCUGCGCUGUCGGGUCUGAGCCGGAGGCCAAAAUGUCCAUCUUCACUCCCACCAACCAAAUCCGGUUGACCAACGUAGCGAUUGUCCGCAUGAAGAGAGCGGGGAAACGCUUUGAAAUCGCCUGCUACAAGAACAAAGUGAUGAGCUGGAGGAAUGGAGCCGAAAAGGAUCUUGAUGAAGUUCUUCAGACACACACAGUGUUUACAAAUGUAUCCAAAGGACAAGUGGCAAAAAAAGAGGAUUGUGUAGCAGCAUUUCAGACAGAUAAUAUGACAGACAUUUGUAAACAGAUUUUGGCAAAGGGUGAAUUGCAGGUAUCUGACAAGGAGCGGCAUGCGCAGCUUGAGCAGAUGUUCCGAGACAUAGCGACCAUAGUAGCAGAGAAAUGUGUCAACCCUGAAACAAAGAGACCUUACACCGUGAACCUAAUAGAGCGUGCUAUGAAAGACAUCCACUACUCUGUGAAGGUCAACAAGAGUACAAAGCAGCAGGCAUUGGAAGUUAUCAGACUGCUCAAGGAUAGCAUGCAGAUUGAGCGUGCUCACAUGAGACUCCGACUCAGGAUUCCAGUAAAGGAUGGAAAGCGGCUUAAGGAAAAACUGAAGCCACUGAUUAAAAUGAUGGAAAGUGAAGAAUUUGCUGAAGAUUUAGAUGUUGUAUGUUUGAUUGAUCCUGGUUGCUUCAGAGAAAUUGAUGAACUAAUCCGACAGGAAACGAAGGGAAAGGCUUCCCUUGAAGUUCUCAGCUUAAAGGAGGUGGAAGAAGGUGAUGAAAAACUUGAAUAAGUUGUUCAUGGAAGUUUUGGUCCAGCUGCAAAACCAAGUAUUCUUAAACCACACUGGUACCAAUAAAUAAUCCAUUUAAAGUGGACUGAAACUGUGUUUGCUUCAGUGGGACCCCAAAAGGAAUAAAUAAUAUACAUUUUUGAAUCCUUAAUCCACUUGAUACUCUUUACAGAAGUAUUCUAUUCUUAGAUUAUUUUUCUCUGGUAUUUAAUUAAAAGGUGUUUAAAGUUAAAACAUUGCUUUGUUGAUUUCUUUAACUUGUACAGUUACAUGACUGUAAUGCUGGUGUUCAUUUGCUUUCAAUUAUGAGUAUUCUGAAGUUCCAUUUAUCCAAGAGAGCAUUUUAUCACAGUAUUGAAAAGUCCACAAAAAGUUUUGGAUACAGCCUUGUCCAUCACAAGCAAAGACCUCCCCAUCAUUGAGCACAUUUACAAGAAAGCAGCAUCCAUUAAGGACCUCCAUCAUCCAGGCUAUGCGUUCUGAUACCAUCGGUCCUACACCACCAGGUUCAGGAAGUUACUCUACAAACAUUAGACUCCUGAACUAGUACAGAUCACUUCACACAUCUCAACACUAAACUGACUCCACAACUUAUAGAUUCACUUUAAAAGGACUUUUCAACACAGUAGUGUAGUGGUUAGUGCAACACCAUUACAGCUCAGGGCAUUGUGAAUUUGGAGUUCAAUUCCAGCAUCCUCUGUAAAGAGUUUGUAUGUCCUCCCUCUAGAAUGCCUGGGUUUCUUCCAGGUGUUCGAGUUUCUUUCCACAGUCAAAAGACAUACCGGUCAGUAGGUUAAUUCAUCAUUGUAAAUUGUCCUGUAAUUAGGUUAAGUGGGGAGUUGUUAGAGAUAAGCUGCACCACCCAGCAAUCCCUAAAUAAAUAACUAAAUAAACUUGUGCUCAGUAUUGUUUACUUUUAUGAUUUCCAUGAUGUCAUCUUUUGCACAUUAGUUGGUCAGUCUUGGUUAUAGUUUUUCCAUAAGUUUUAUUUUUUGUUUCCUGCAAAUAACUGCAAGAUGAUGAAUCUCAAGGUGCACAGGCUGACAUACAUACUUUGAUAAUAAAUUUUGACUUUGAGCUUGUAGUGGUAGAAAUACACUGAAUCAAGAAGUGAGUCACUUACCACAGAAUAUUUACUCUUACACUGUUCAAAAGACACUUAGGUUAUCAUUAAUUUCAUCAGAAUGUGAGCAAGCACUUAUCAGAUACAGACCUUGUCAUUUAUUAAUUAAAGCCUGGACGGUCAAACCCCACUGCAAUUGGCCACAAACUGUGUCAUUGGUCUUGAUUAAUCUGACCACCUCAUGGAAUAUAUUUGUAACAGUUUUUCAUAGAUAGUGACCUGCCAUCUCUACAACAUUGUCACAUUGAUUGUGUGAUCCUUAAGUUUCAUUGUUGUAGCACUGAUGAAACAAAGCUUCAACCAUAGAGUUUGAGACUGUUAGGACAAAUACCAUGGUGACACAACGACUACUGUUGAUGUUAUGUUAUGUUAUAAAGCUAUUCAGAUUUCAAAUGUCUUCUGUAGUUUAGUCACUCCAGAAUUUGUCCAGCUGUGGAGGAUUACAUCUGCAAUUACUUAUUAUUAAUAAGUAUACCACAUUGUUAGAACUGUCUAUAAUACCUAUACAUUGCUACAUUUUUGGCACUGCACAGUGGAAAAAGUUUGAGAAGGAUUAAAAAUGAUUAAAGGAAAUGUUAUGCAGCAGGUUGCAACAGCUGGGAAACAGGAGCUCCAGAGAACAAAGUGUACAUCCAACCGAAGUAAAUUAAAUAUUUAAAUUGUUGGCUAAUUUCCAGUAGAAGUUUAUAUAGUGAGGAAAAUUGCUUAAUAGUAUCUGCAACUGUACAGGAUUGUCACAUUGGAGAUGAACCCAGUGUGACAGACAGCACAAAGAACUGCAAAUGAUCUCUAAAAUUUGUAUCAUGCACAUUACUUCACUCCCAGCUAUGCAAAGC